AUGAAGUGCGAGAUUUGCCGGGAGAGUGCCUCACGGUACAAGUGCCCCAAAUGUGGUGUACAGUACUGUUCCUUGGCCUGCUACAAGAAUGAAGAAAAGCAUGUGCAUGAAGAGCAGGCGAUAACGGCGACCGAGCAACCGCCCGCGACUUCAGCGCCGCCUGCCGACGCUCCAAAGCUGGCAUCACCCCACCUGGACCGGCUAUUCCAGAGUAGUGACCGACUACGAGAGCUACUGCGGCAUAACACAGUGAAGUAUCACCUGCAUCGCGUGUACAGGAUCCUGACCGUUGGAAACGGCGUCACCGGGACGGAUGAUGUGCAGAUGAGCACAGAAAUGAAGGAGCAGCUGGCGGUGGACUAUCUGAACACCCUGCGCUACGGGGGCAUACACCAUAACGAGGCCAUCGAGGAGUUUUGCCAGAUAUUUUUGGAGCAGCUGGAACAGCAGAGGGAUGCAUAG
Messenger RNA from Eremothecium gossypii ATCC 10895, 462 nucleotides. It is a transcript of the gene HIT1, whose product is annotated as Hit1p. The record is from RefSeq and is marked provisional. NCBI's taxonomy places the organism in Eukaryota, Fungi, Ascomycota, Saccharomycetes, Saccharomycetales, Saccharomycetaceae. The transcript has a single exon. Bases 1 to 462 code for a protein of 153 amino acids.